CGGGAGAUGGAGCAGGGGAAGACAAGCGUCGGCUCGCUCUCCCGAUCGGUUCCCCUGCAGCAGGAGCGUCUCGGCCUUGGUUCCGCGUCUACAUCCCGGGCUUGGCUCUACUGUAGGCAAAGGCAAUGAACUUGUCUGCCAGCUUCUGGAGCUGCCUAGCGCUGGGCUCGCUGCUGCUGCUGUUGGAGCAGGUUCUGGGCGCUCCCCGGGCGCUCGCAGCCCCAAACCAAGAGGUCUGCCUGCUGCCCCCAGAGGAAGGUCCCUGCCGGGCUCUCAUCCCGAGGUGGUACUACAACAGGUACACUCAGACAUGCCAAGAGUUCACUUACGGGGGCUGCGAGGGCAAUGCCAACAACUUCCGAAGCUUGGAAAGCUGUGAGAAAAGCUGCUGGAUGAUCCGGAAAGUGCCCAAAAUAUGCAGGCUGGAGGCUGAUCCAGGACCAUGUAGAGGUUACCUAAAAAGAUAUUCCUUCAACCUGAGUUCAAUGAAGUGUGAGAAAUUUAUCUAUGGUGGAUGCUAUGGAAAUGAUAACCACUUCCAAGAUGAAGAUUCUUGUGUGGACUACUGUUUGCCUCAGAAAACUGGCCCCUCAUUAUGCUAUAGCCCAAAAGAUGAAGGAUCGUGUUCAGCUUCUGUGACCCGCUAUUACUACAACUCAAAGAGUCAAUCAUGUGAAGAGUUCAGCUAUACAGGUUGCGGUGGAAACGCCAAUAAUUUUGUUAACGAAAAAGAUUGUUACAGUAUCUGCAAGAAAGCAGGGAGUAAGAAAUCAAGUUUCAAAAAGUCAAGAAAUAAACUUCCCAAGACUAUGAGAAAACUACAGGAAAAAAAUCUAAUCAAUGUCUUAAAUCUGAAGAGCCCAUCAAUGUUAAAUGCACUACUUUGACUUAGAGAGCCUCCUACAAUAUAUUUUUAGAGUGUGUGUGUGUGUGUGUGUGUACACAAUUUUAUUCCUCAAACUAGUUCUGUCUGAGAACUAGUCUCUUUGACCUGUUUUUUUACAUUAGAAGCAGCUAUUAUUAGUAAUGUGAAUUGAUUUGUUUGGUUCUCUGCAACACUAUUUUUGCUUAAAAACCAAAUUUGAAUUUCCAUGUUUUUACUGAGAAAUAUUGCUACUGUUUUUGGAAAAUGAUUUUACAGUCCCAAUCCUGUGAAGCUUGAAGUACCCUUCAUCUGUUGGUUUAACUAAGGUGUACACCAAGCUAGAGCCCUACCCUUAAUGUUUUUAGCAUUAUUUAUUUACUAAACUGAACAUCAGCAGAGCCUUCCAAGACUGUGUAUAAAUAUCCUUCUCUUGCAUAUUCUUUUGUCAUUAUCAUUUAAACAGUCUAUCCCUUAAAGGGAGUCAUGUUUUAAGUAGAAGAAUCAGAAUAGUGGUAAUUAUAUUAAUGUGGCAAAGGAGACUAGAGCCUGGUUCAA
Malaclemys terrapin pileata is the source of this 1420-nucleotide messenger RNA. RefSeq names its product tissue factor pathway inhibitor 2 (gene TFPI2). Gene Ontology annotation, molecular function: serine-type endopeptidase inhibitor activity. Lineage: Eukaryota; Metazoa; Chordata; Testudines; Emydidae. The transcript is spliced from 5 exons. Bases 126 to 887 code for a protein of 253 amino acids. Gene Ontology annotation, cellular component: extracellular region. The record is from RefSeq and is a predicted model, not a curated record. Gene Ontology annotation, biological process: negative regulation of peptidase activity.